AUCAGCCAUCAGAGGUGCUAACCACUGAGCCACUGUGCUGCCACCAGUGUCCAUCAUGAAUACUGCUGCCAGGCUCAUCCACCUUACCAAUCAUUCAGUGUCCUCCACCCCUCUCUGCCAAUCCCUCCACUGGUCCUCCUUUCAGUGUCCUCCACCCCUCUCUGCCAAUCCCUCCAUUGGUCUCCAUUCAGUGUCCUCCACCCCUCUCUGCCAAUCCCUCCACUGGCCUCCACUCAGUGUCCUCCACCCCUCUCUGCCAAUCCCUCCACUGGUCUCCAUUCAGUGUCCUCCACCCCUCUCUGCCAAUCCUCCACUGGCUCCACUCAGUGUCCUCCACCCCCUCUCUGCCAAUCCCUCCACUGGCCUCCAUCAGUGUCCUCCACCCCUCUCUGCCAAUCCCUCCACUGGCUUCCAUUCAGUGUCCUCCAUCCCUCUCUGCCAAUCCUCCACUGGCCUCCAUCAGUGUCAUUCACCCCUCUCUGCCAAUCCCUCCACUGGUCUCCAUUCAGUGUCCUCCACCCCUCUCUGCCAAUCCCCACUGGCCUCCACUCAGUGUCCUCCACCCCCCUCUCUGCCAAUCCCUCCACUGGUCUCCAUUCAGUGUCCUCCACCCUCUCUGCCAAUCCCUCCACUGGCCUCCACUCAGUGUCCUCCACCCCUCUCUGCCAAUCCCUCCACUGGUCUCCAUUCAGUGUCCUCCACCCCUCUCUGCCAAUCUCUCCACUGGCCUCCACUUCAGUGUCCUCCACCCCUCCUCUGCCAAUCCCUCCACUGGCCUCCAUUCAGUGUCCUCCACCCCUCUUUGCCAAUCCCUCCACUGGCUUCCAUU
Molecule: messenger RNA, 829 nt
Organism: Staurois parvus
Lineage: Eukaryota; Metazoa; Chordata; Amphibia; Anura; Ranidae
Source: the annotation of a GenBank genome assembly